Messenger RNA from Pseudophryne corroboree (corroboree frog), 1372 nucleotides. RefSeq names its product replication factor C subunit 4 (gene RFC4). Gene Ontology annotation, molecular function: DNA clamp loader activity; DNA binding; ATP hydrolysis activity. Lineage: Eukaryota; Metazoa; Chordata; Amphibia; Anura; Myobatrachidae. The coding region runs from base 184 to 1269 and encodes 361 amino acids. The transcript has 11 exons. Gene Ontology annotation, biological process: DNA repair; DNA-templated DNA replication. Gene Ontology annotation, cellular component: DNA replication factor C complex; nucleus. The record is from RefSeq and is a predicted model, not a curated record.
CUUCCCCCCGCCUUCCCGGUCACAUGAUGAUGACAGGAAUCCCCUGCCCCUCGCUCUGUCGGCAGCAGCUCCUCCCUGUAACCCGGAUGUGGCUGACGGCUGCUGCAUUGGCGCGCUGCAGAGCGGAUUACAAAGCCGACAGCAGAGUGUAGUACGCGGCAGCCGGGGGACAGCUGCAGGAGAAUGCAGGCUUUCCUGAGAGGGGGCACCUCCAUCAGCACCAAGCCCUGGAAGGAGAAGACCCCAGCAGCCGGUUCUGGCAGUGACAGCAAGAGGCAGAAACCAGUCCCUUGGGUGGAAAAAUACCGACCCAAAUGUGUGGAUGAAGUUGCUUUCCAAGAUGAGGUGGUGGCUGUGCUGAAAAAGUCACUGGAAGGCGCAGAUCUCCCUAAUCUUCUAUUCUAUGGGCCACCCGGAACUGGAAAAACCUCUACAAUAUUGGCAGCAGCCAGAGAGCUCUAUGGACCAGAAUUGUUUCGUCAACGAGUACUAGAAUUAAAUGCAUCUGAUGAAAGAGGAAUACAAGUUGUUCGGGAGAAAGUAAAAAACUUCUCUCAGCUCACAGUCGGUGGGACCCGUACUGAUGGCAAGCCUUGCCCUCCAUUUAAAAUAGUUAUUCUGGAUGAAGCAGACUCUAUGACGUCAGCUGCGCAGGCUGCUCUGCGACGCACUAUGGAGAAAGAGUCUAAGACGACUCGCUUCUGUCUGAUUUGCAAUUACGUCAGCAGAAUAAUUGAACCUCUAACAUCUCGAUGUUCUAAAUUUCGGUUUAAACCAUUGGCUGAUAAGAUACAAACCCAAAGACUGAUGGAUAUUUGCCAAAAAGAAAAUGUGACUAUUACAAAUGAGGCAAUAACUUCUCUGGUUGAAGUGUCCGAAGGAGACUUGAGGAAAGCAAUCACAUUCCUACAAAGUGCCACAAGGCUUACCGCAGGAAAAGAAAUUACAGAAAAUGUGAUAACAGAAAUAGCUGGGGUGAUCUCUAAGGAAACACUAGAUGAAGUGCUGGCUACUUGUCAAAGUGGAUCAUUUGAGAAACUAGAAACAGUGGUAAAGAAUUUGAUAAAUAAUGGUCAUGCAGCAACACAGCUUGUAAACCAGCUGCAUGAUGUCAUUCUUGAACGAGAGGCUCUGACUGAUAAGCAGAAGGCAAUUAUUGCAGAGAAACUUGCGGAAGUGGACAAGUGUUUGGUUGAUGGAGCAGAUGAAUAUCUACAAAUGCUCAGUCUUUUUGCAGUUGUUACGCAGCAGAUGACUCAGAACAACUAGUACUGCUUCUCUUUCCUUGGACGAGUCACUAAUUUUGAAAACCUGCUAUUGUAUAAAUUGUAUAAGUGCAUUCAUUUUGAUUAAAUAAAAAAAAAACUGAGAA